Molecule: messenger RNA, 6431 nt
Organism: Solea senegalensis (Senegalese sole)
Lineage: Eukaryota; Metazoa; Chordata; Actinopteri; Pleuronectiformes; Soleidae
Gene: npas2
Product: neuronal PAS domain protein 2
Exons: 22
Coding region: 667-3369 (900 amino acids)
Biological process (GO): circadian regulation of gene expression; regulation of transcription by RNA polymerase II
Cellular component (GO): cytoplasm; nucleus; CLOCK-BMAL transcription complex
Molecular function (GO): DNA-binding transcription factor activity, RNA polymerase II-specific; RNA polymerase II cis-regulatory region sequence-specific DNA binding; protein dimerization activity
Source: RefSeq, a predicted model, not a curated record
CUCCACUCACUCACCCACUUACUCAUUCACUCACUCAGGGUCUCUCUCUUCUCUGCUGUUGCUUUUUCUACCGUCGCUGUUGCCGUCGUUAGCCCAGUAUUGAGCUACCAGCUGACCUACUUUUCUCUCCUCAGCCUCUCACUGCUGUUUACAAGCCUGUAUGUGGCAGCAGCAGCAGUGGAGGAGGAGGAUGUUGGAGUCCGGAGGCUGGAAAAACACACGGACACAAGCGAACAGAGCACGACAUACGACGUUAGCCACUAUGUUAUGUUGUUGAAGAAGAGCGACUGCUCAGCGGAGAUUCACAACAGCACCUUAUUCACUUCUAGACCUGGUUAUUCAAUAGAAGGCUUCGCCUCCUGUCGCCUCCUGUCACUCAGUCAGACGCUGGAGCUGCUAGCUGCUCUCAGCUACUAUGUUCUACUUUCCUCCUUUUUAAAAAAGAUAAAAAAUAGAAACAUGGCAGAAAGGAUUAAAGUUAAACGCUGAAGUGUGUGUGUUUUCUGCGCGGGAGCCGUUUUCAAGGAUUUGGUGUUUCUCUGCUAUCUUGGUGGCAGUGGUGGGCAGCUGGUCUGCUGUAGAAUUUUCCAGAACAGUGUUUGGACAAGGAGCUCGGAUGGGACUCAGAAGACUUCAGAAAGUGCCUGGUUGGGAAAGGGUGUGAAUAUGGACAACCUCUCUGACUUUGGUGUCCCCUGCUCGUCCGCCCACGGGGAAUGGGACACCAGCAGCUGCAUGGACGACUUGAUUGAUGAGGAUGAAAAAGACAGGGCAAAAAGGGCAUCCCGGAACAAAUCGGAAAAGAAAAGAAGAGACCAAUUCAAUGUGCUCAUCAAGGAGCUGUGCACUAUGCUGCAGGGCCAAGGACAUCCACGCAAGAUGGACAAGUCCACCAUAUUACAGAGAACUAUCGACUUCUUGCAGAAACAGAAGGACAUCACUGCACAGAAUGAAACCUGUGAUGUGAGACAGGACUGGAAGCCUUCGUUCCUUAGUAAUGAGGAGUUCACCCAGCUGAUGUUGGAGGCCCUGGAUGGUUUCUUGAUUGCACUAACCACCGAUGGAAACAUCAUAUACGUAUCUGACAGCGUGUCUUCACUUACUGGCCAUUUACCAUCAGAUAUGGUGGACCAAAAUAUCUUGAAUUUCCUCCCGGAGCGGGAACAUGGGGAGGUGUAUAAGCUGCUCUCAUCCCACAUGCUGAUGACUGACCCCAUUGCUACAGACUAUUUUGACAGUGAGGCACAAAUUGAAUUUUGCUGUCAUCUCGCCAGAGGUAACAUUGACCCAAAAGAGCCGCCUGUGUAUGAAUACGUCAAGUUUGUUGGAGAUUUCAAGUUUCACAACCAUGUGCCUAGACCUUCUUGUAACGGGCUUGAAAUGACCUUACCAAGAAGCCUGCAGUCAGCACUGGAGGAGCAGGUCUGCCUCAUUGCAACUGUACGAUUAGUCACUCCACAGUUUCUUAAGGAUUUGUGUAACGUGGAGGAUCCGUGUGAUGAAUUCACUUCCAGACACAGCCUUGAAUGGAAGUUCCUGUUUUUGGAUCACAGAGCUUCACCAAUCAUAGGCUAUUUACCCUUCGAGGUUCUAGGAACGUCUGGCUAUGAUUACUAUCAUGUCGAUGACCUGGAGCUAAUAGCUCAGUGUCACAAUCAGUUAAUGCAGUUUGGGAAAGGUAAAUCCUGUUACUAUCGCUUCUUGACCAAAGGUCAGCAGUGGAUUUGGUUGCAGACUCACUACUACAUCACGUACCACCAGUGGAACUCCAAACCUGAGUUCAUUGUCUGCACUCACACUGUUGUCAGUUAUGCCGAAGUGCGAGCUGAAAGGAGGAGAGCGUUUGGCCUUGAGGAGCUGUCGCCACCCGAGAAUGCUCCCUCCUCUGUGAAGGCUCAGGAGCUGUACUUGGACAUCUGCUCCACACUAAACCCUACAUCAGACAGAAACAGUGGUGCUCGUUCAGUAUCGUCCCACAGCUCACGGAAGUCCUCCCACACAGCACUUUCAGACUCUGCAUCAGCUAACUCCUACACAGAGGCCUGCACUCCAUCAUGGCAGUCUGCCUCCAUUACAACAGAGAAGACAUCUGCCAGACUCCAGUCCAGUGGUUCAAAGAAUUUAGCCCAAAGGCAAAAUUCCUUUGACCUUGUUCCCCAAAUGAGCCUCCCUGUCUCUCUUACCUGCAACAAGCACUCCACAAUGCAACAGCAAACCAAGCAGCAGCAGCAGCAGCAGCAGCAGCAACAGCAGCAACAGCAGCAGCAGCAGCAGAAGCAGCAGUCUUCGUCCAUGUAUCAGCUGCAGGAGCCUCAGCUCGGCAUCAUGAACCAGCUGAAGGAGCAGCUGGAGGAGAGGACACGGAUUCUGCAGGCCGACAUUAAGACACAGCAGCAGGAGCUGCAUGACAUCAAGGAGAAACUUCAGCUGGCUAACAUCCAGAUGUUGUUACAGCAGCCUGUCAAUGACUUUGGCCCAGCCCAGCAGCAGCAGCAGCAGCCGCCGCAGCCGCCUCAGCAGCAGCAGCAGCAGGGCCCGGGCAGUGUGACCCAGCACAACCAGGCAGGGGUCAUCAGACAAUUGUCAGGCCCUCAGCCCAAAGCAGCAGGCUGUGGGGCCCACUCUUCAUCCCCACACUCACUCCUGAGAGAGAACAGCUCUCCCUUGGCAACACAGGUGCAGCAGAGGAUUGCUCGAGGCGGGCAGGUGUCAGUGAGUCUGCCUGUACAGACCAACACCAGUCUGACCAUGCCGUUCUACAGUAACCCCAUGAUGUUCUCUCAGACCAACACCAGACCUGUGCAGGACGCAAACCAAAGACACACAGACACUGAGUUCAACCAGGAAGGACAGCUACGCAUGCUUCUCAACCAACCAAUGCAGACGCUGGUUCCUACAAGCACUGUCAAUUCACAGCCUUCCCAGUGCAACAUGGGCCUCUCCCAAGCCAUAUACACGCUGGAGCAGCAGAUCAUUGCCCCCUCGUUCUCCAUGCAACAGGUCAACUGCAACGCCGUCCUGGUGCCGUCUCCGGUCUUCACGUCCCCAAUCAUGUUCCCACACAACAGUUUCAUCUCCCCCCAGUCCCAGUCAGCGUACCACACCCAGCCGCAGGCCUCGCAGCACUCCCUGCAGCUGCAGCAGUCCCAGCAGUUCUUUCAGAUGACUCAAGGACUUGUACCCAGUGGGUCUACUCCAGCAUUCUUACACACCACUAAUGUCCCACAGCAAAGCACUGUGGGAUACAUCCAGCAACAGCCGCAAACACAGCAACUACCACAAGCGCAGCAGCAGCAGCAAAGGCAAUACCAACAUUCCCAAAACCAGACUGGCAGUGUUUCAGACUUCAGAAAUAUGCUCACUCGGUAGCGCUGUGGACUGCUCUAGCGUGGCGCGCUCCCCUCUGUGUUGUUGCGUCGUAGGCGGCAGCACACUGUGGCAUUUCAAGUCGAAGUUGACGUCAAGUUCCGCUGCAGAAACGCUUGAAAAGUGGGGAAAAGGCUUAAAGCCUUCACCUUUGAUGUGAAGCAGCCUGACGAGAAGAAGGAGUGGAAUUGAAAAGAAGCCACGAGCAGAGGCGGCUCUGAGCUGCAGGAGACUGAGGACAGUCUGAGGUUCUGGGUCACGGCAUGCUCACUCAUCCAUGAAAGACACUGCUGAGACAUGUCAAUUAUCAGAAACUCUCAAGAAGACAGUCACAUGUUUACAUGUGGAUAUGUUGAUCCAACACAGAGAGUUUCCUUUCAAGUGUCAGUUUGCACUUUUGUAACCGCCUCCCACCCUAAAGUAGAAUAUUUAUUUCUUCACUAAUAAUGGAUCAGUUCUUCAGCCCCACACAGUGACCUGAGCUCAGCGCUGGUCAGAGUUUUAGCUCUCGUGAGAAGGAGAAACAGGCAGCUGACAUAUAUACGCGUCUGACGCUUGGUGCUAAAGGUAGCUAUCAGAGGUUAGCAGAGCAGUGUCGGUCAUGUCUAACUACGAGGGAAGAGUUGUUAAUGUUGCUAUGGUGAUGUGAUUGCACUUUCUCUGACAAAAAGAGGAGAAAACAGCCUUGUUUGUGAGGCAUAUAUAUAAUUAUAUGCACACUUGUCACUUCCUGGUUUUUCUCAAAGCUAGCGCGAGUAUUUCUGGUAAGCUGUCAGCCAAAGAUGCAGCGAUGAAGAGGUGGUGUCUGCAGAGGUUCACCAAGUUGCUGAAAUGUAUUGAGCAUUUAAGGCCAUGUUGAAUCCCUCAGAGCUAAUUACUAAAACAAGUACUGAAAGACAUUAUAAACAUUUUCCCUCAAAGGUCCAAUUUUCCCCUUAACUGACCGAAGCACAGGGGGCUCAAAUGACCUGGGGGCCUCUGAGUGUCUCGUUUGGUCAGUAGGGGGCCAGUCAAGUCAAAAAAAAGGCAGACUUUUUGAAAAAAAGGCAUCAAAAUAAGUAUGAUACUUGCCAUAAUUUCAAAAUAAAAGUGGAACAACAAAUAGUUCACAAUAUCAAUGUAUUUAUGAUGCAAAAUUAAUCUAUUAAUCAAAACAAACCCAUAGAGAAAUAACUCAUCAUAACUUAAUAUUCAGUGUCGGGCCACAUGUGACUAUGAGACCUCUGAUUUAGCAGCAGUUCUAAGUGAUGCUCCGUGCAUGUCGUCGGUUAGCGAGCACCUGCUUGUGUAAUGUGUUAUGACCGGCUGACACUCACACUGCCACUUGUUUGCUGAACACUGAACAAAGCUGAAAAUUCCUUAAGUUUGACGUGACACGGCGCUCCUAUGUUGUCCCCGUUUAGACCUGGUAUCAGCAACAAUGACUGUUCACACCUGGAGUACAUCAUGUUUGUAUAUAUAAGUAUAUGAGACAAGAGGAAGUGAGUGAAGCAAAGCACAGCGUGCACUGCUGUGACAUGGGAUCAGAUCAUAACUUUAAGGAGGAAAAAUAGAUCAUGUUGAUUAGUGUUAAAGGUCCAGUAUGUAAGAAUUAGUCACGUCUCAUCUUGAAACAAUAUAAGGACUCCCUCACUGUUCCGUCCCAUUCUAAUGCAUGUAAGGCCCGUUUUGCGCUGCUGCAGCGUUCCACGUGUUUCAUCUCUGCUGCCAUGGUAACACAUUAGAGCUGUCUCAAGCGUGUCUAUUUUUGAGUUGCAGCUGUCUGGCCUAUUUUUCACUUCCCAGCAAAAACAAGAUACUUUUUUCAAUAAGGUAGUUUUGAUUGGCCUAACUUGUUUCAAGACUUUUUCAUUUUCGUACCCUCACAUAGCUGUUUCACGUUCUACCCAGGAUACCCAAAUUCAGCUUAAAUAAAUUAGAUUUUUUGUGGGGAUUUGCUUGUGUUUAUGUUGUCUUUCUCCAGAUAUAAAAGCUUCCUACUCCUGCAAACACUUUAUUCUGAUUUCAUGACGACAGAACUUUUUUUUUAUGGCACAAAUCAAAUCAUGAGUCAGGAAAUGAAAUUGUGAGUUUCUGAAAGAUUCACACCUCGAGAGAAAAGAUCUUCUACCAGCAUGAUUACACAAAACUGACAGCUCUUAUUGUAAUGUUUGUGUCAAAAACAUAAAUAUUCUAUCUUUUGAACUACUUUAGUACCCAUGCACUCUCUCUCUCUCUCUCUCCCAUGUGUGUGGACGCGGCAUUUAACCACACAAACCAAAUACACAUACUUAUGGACCAUAAACCAUUAAUGUCACACAAUCUACCUAUAAUGUUACAGCAUUCAAAGCUGAACUUCACAGCUGAACUCUUGUGAUGGGUUCACUCAGGGCGGAUGUUAAUACCAGGUCUGAAUGGGGUGAAAUAUAGCGACUCAUUGGAGAUGCUUGUCUUUAUUGCUUUGGGUCUUAAUUGCUGUGGGACAUGCAGCGGUGGGAUGACUAUCAUAUCUAACAGGAGUUGUGUUAGUCGUCCAGCUGUAACACUGGGGAAGUGGCAAGAGGGCGAGGAUAGAGGGGUUUCCUUCGAUAAUUCGAGUUUUGAAGUGUGCGAGUGAAGACGCGGUGAUGAGCGUGACCCCGCUGACCUCUGUAUCAUGAGCCUUGAAGCAAACAGAGAGGGGGUAGGGUAUAAAUGUGUGCCUUUAACCGUGGUCCACGUCUAUGGUGCGGUUUGCUGGUUUUGUCUGACGAUGGCUUUAAAAAUGCAGCUCAGGUCCAUUUGGAAUACAAAUGAUAUUUUCAUAGGUCCUAAUUUAUUCUUUUCCACCCUCAGAUCAAGACAGAAGCUAUUUAGAUUUAUAUAGGAUAUCGUAUAAAGACAUUAUAUACCUGAUACAUUUUGCACCCUCAACACCUGGAGGUCCACACUCUGUGUGAAUGAAGACUUUCUGUAAUCAUUGUAUAUCUGAUAAAGCAAAUUAUUUAACUAUUUACUGAAACCUUAUUGUCAUGAAAUGAUUUCAUUUUAUUUAUUCCAGAUGUAUUUUAAACUAUAUGUCUGAUAAUAAACUAGUUUUUAUUUUA